Messenger RNA from Protopolystoma xenopodis, 1314 nucleotides. The record is from the annotation of a GenBank genome assembly. NCBI's taxonomy places the organism in Eukaryota, Metazoa, Platyhelminthes, Monogenea, Polystomatidea, Polystomatidae.
AUGUUGCCUAAGGAUGUGUCACUUCAAAUGGAUUUAGGGAAGCGUGAUCACUUUCAUCACCAGUUUCUGAUGCCGCAUGUAGGACAUCUGACUAAACUAUUUGACGCUAAUCAUUCUUCUGUGGUUGCUGAAUACGUUGCCACUUCUCGAUCCAAUCUAAUUGCACCUAAAACUGAUCUGCUUGACUCGGACCUACAGACCUCUUCAUUUAAGUCAUUACAGUUAACUGCCGAUUUAACCCAUGAAUCAGCUGACAAAGGCCUUGCAGAGGAUGUUCAGCCUAUUUUGUCUCCUGCAGCCGGUUCUAGAAGUUGUUGCCAAUCCAGGUGUGCUGCGCACCAUCAUUGUCGUGAAGCUUGCACACAGUGGAUUGAUGGCCUUCGAAUCUCCUCUUCCUGCAUCUGCCCUAUUGCUUGCUUCAUUGGGAAGAAAGGGCAGCUGACGACUCAACCGCCAUCUCAGUUGUCGCCACCUAUUACUGCUGAUCCAUGCAGGCAGCGGGGAAUCUGGCUGUUUGGUAGGCCUGCCUCUGAACAUCAGGCGGCUUUGGUUGUUCAUAGACUUCAGCAGGCCGGCUUUAUGGUGAUCCAAUGGGACCAGCUAGCUUCGAUGAGGCGUAGUAGGCCUAGACUAUUUGAGCGCAAGUCUUUCUUUACAUCAGAUUCACUCAUCUCUUCUACAGCCUUCUCCUCCUCUUCUUCUUCAUUUUCCUCUUGCUCCUCUGCUUCGGAUCCAAGCUUUAGACUUCAGACUAGUUCUCUUUGUCUGCCGUCUUAUCACCUCGGCAAAAUAGAUCAAAGAAUUCAUUCGGCUAAAAAUAAGUCGUUGACAUUUUCAGAACCUGCCUUGAUAGGCCUUCGAUUUAGUGAUGAAGGUAGUUUGUCUCUAAAAGGUGAGGAAAACUUAACCAAAAAUCCUAAUCUUUCUCAUUCGCAUUUCGAACGGUUUGUGACCUUGCGAACUGAGGAUGAAUUUCGACAAUCUUCUAGUCGAGAUGAUAAGGGUCUUGGUGAAGUGGAGGGGAAAGUUAAGGAUGAAAAUGAUGGAUAUGAAGAUGAUUCCUAUGUAAAAAUAUACGGAAAAUCUUACAAACACAAUGCAAUUCGCCUGUAUGAUCUUAAAGGAUCAAUUAUGCCUCUUAAUGAAUCUCGGGCUCACCCUCACAGCUGUCUUUCGGCCGCCUCAACUUCCAAGCAAUCAGCACCCCAAUCAGAGAUUUUUAGUGGCUCCUGCUCCCAGCUUGUGAUCUUCUUUAUUUCGUCAGCCUCGUUCGCGUUAAAAUCUCAACUCAUGCAUCUAAAUAGAUUUGUGUGA